Messenger RNA from Naegleria gruberi, 1302 nucleotides. RefSeq lists its product as uncharacterized. Gene Ontology annotation, molecular function: ubiquitin-protein transferase activity. Gene Ontology annotation, biological process: proteasome-mediated ubiquitin-dependent protein catabolic process. The record is from RefSeq and is a predicted model, not a curated record. NCBI's taxonomy places the organism in Eukaryota, Heterolobosea, Eutetramitea, Acrasida, Naegleriidae. Gene Ontology annotation, cellular component: GID complex; cytoplasm; nucleus. The transcript is spliced from 2 exons. The coding region runs from base 1 to 1302 and encodes 433 amino acids.
AUGUCUUCAUCAUUGUCUCAUUCAACCUCCAAAGAAUUAGAAUCGGAACAUGAUUUACUUCAGGUACCCUUUGAAAUGCUAAACUUUGAGUUUAGAUCAUCACAAAAAUCGGUUGAGAAGGAUUUAUCAAUAUUAGAAAAGGCCAUGAAGGAAAUGCUUCAAAAGGCUUCAAAACAAAACCUCUCCAUUCAAGAUCAAACUAAUUUUCUCGAUAAGGUUGUAACCAAGUUGAGAGGAGUUAAGAGAAAGUUGGAAGAAACCAACAUUGAAGAAACACAAUUAUUGAAUACGUGCAAGGAUCGUAUCGAUCACCUCAAUGAAUAUCCACUCAUUGAUGGAGCCAUAUCAAGAAGAAAGUCUACCUCCAAUAUUGAUGAUAAUCAGUAUCGUACUCUUUCCAAUUGGAGAAGGGUGAGAGUGAGUAGAGUGUUGGUAGAUUAUCUUCUUCGAUUUGGACAUUAUGAAACUGCUCUAGCCUUGGCUGAUUCGGAAAAGAUUAAGCACUUGGUAAAUACUCAAGUGUUUAUUCAAAUUAGAGGAAUUAUUGAGGGUUUGAAAAAUAAUGAUUGUGGUCCAGCUCUUAAGUGGUGCUCGGAGAACAGAUCAAGAUUGAGAAAGAUAUCAAGCAAUAUAGAGUUUGAUCUUAGAGUUCAGGAAUUUAUUGAAUUAUCAAAGCAAGAUAAGAAAAUGGAAGCUGUUAUUCAUGCAAGAAAAUACCUAACUAAUCCUAUUGUAGAUAAGGGUAAUUCAUCAGCAGCAACAACAACAAAUGAAGACGAUAACUCUUGUAAAAUAACACCUGAACAAACUAAUACUGUAAAGAAAAUUAUGGCUGCUCUUGCAUUUGGACCAAAAACUCUAAUGGCAGGAUAUAAGGAAUUGUACGAUGAUAAGAGAUGGGAUGAAUUGGUGGAAGAGUUCAAUAAGGAGAAUUACAAACUUUAUGGAAUGACUGAGGAGGCCACCCUUUUCAAACUUCUUAAAGCUGGACUUUCUGCACUCAAGACCCCUUAUUCAUACGAUGAGAAUUCGAUCAAUGUUAACGACCCACUGUCACAUCCACUAUUCAAAGAGCUUGCAAAGGAUUUACCAUUCGCUCACCAUCACCACUCCAAACUUGUUUGUUCAAUUUGUGGAGAUAUAAUGGAUCACUUAAAUCCGCCUCUUGUAUUCCCAAAUGGAAAUGUAUACAGUCAAAAAGGAGUGGCAGAAAAUAUGGCAAAGAAUAAUGGAACAUUUGUUGAUCCAAGAGAUGGAAAAUCAUUCCAAGAAGAGGACGGCAAGAAGUUGUUCAUCAUGUAA